This is a messenger RNA of Chanos chanos (milkfish), 768 nucleotides long. It is a transcript of the gene rs1b, whose product is annotated as retinoschisin 1b. The record is from RefSeq and is a predicted model, not a curated record. NCBI's taxonomy places the organism in Eukaryota, Metazoa, Chordata, Actinopteri, Gonorynchiformes, Chanidae. The coding region runs from base 1 to 768 and encodes 255 amino acids. Gene Ontology annotation, cellular component: plasma membrane. Gene Ontology annotation, molecular function: signaling receptor activity. The transcript has 5 exons.
AUGGAGAUCAGAAAGAAGUGCCUGGUUCCGCUAGCCAUCCUGCUCUUGGCUCAAGAACAAGAACAACAACAAGAACUAGAACUAGAACUAGAACAAGAGGAACAAGAGGAAGAGCAGGAGGUAAUAGAGACAUGGACGAGGCCUGAGACGGGGCGAGCAUGUACCUGUGAUUGUGAGGAAGAGACUACCCUCAACACACCUGUCUUCACAUCACCUUUUACGGUCACCACUGCCCCCACACCCCAGCCACAAAGCUGCUUCCUGGACUGCAUGCCAGAGUGUCCAUAUCACAAGCCACUGGGCUUUGAAUCCGGCUCUGUGUCAUCGGACCAGAUCACCUGUUCAAGUCAGGAACAGUAUGUUGGCUGGUUCUCCUCGUGGACCGCAAGCAAGGCCCGUCUCAACAGCCAAGGAUAUGGCUGUGCUUGGCUGUCGAGGUUUCAGGAUGCCAACCAGUGGAUUCAGGUUGACCUGUUGGAGGUUAGCGUGGUGUCAGGGAUCCUGACGCAGGGACGCUGUGAUGCAGAUGAGUGGAUGACAAAAUACAGCAUCCAGUAUCGGGUGGAUGAGAAUCUCAACUGGAUUUACUACAAAGACCAGACAGGCAACAACAGGGUGUUCUAUGGGAACGCGGACCGGUCCUCAACAGUGCAGAACCUGCUGCGCCCGCCCAUCGUUGCCCGUUAUAUCCGCCUGCUUCCUCUGGGCUGGCACACGCGCAUCGCCAUCCGGAUGGAGCUGCUCAUGUGUAUGAACAGGUGCACCUAA